AUGGAUGAGAAGAAGUUCGAAGAGAGUACGGUCCAGACAUCGUCUCCAGACCAACUACCUGCAUAUGGAGACACUCAUACUACGAAGGCCAGUUUAGGCCAGCGAUUCAUUGACAGCUUCAAGCGCGACCCUAAUGCCAACGUUACGGGCGGCCAUUCCGAGGGUGCUGAUGGAUCUGGAUUUGAUAUCGAGGGUGCUGCUGCCAACACGGCCGCGUCGCCUCUGCAGCGUCGGCUGAAGGGUCGUCAUUUGCAGAUGAUUGCCAUUGGUGGUUCAAUUGGUACUGGUCUCUUCGUCGGUUCCGGCUCUGUCCUGGCAACUGGUGGUCCCGCGUCUCUCAUCAUUGCUUACUGCCUCAUUGGUGUUAUGUUAUACUGCACUGUUCACGCUCUGGGUGAAAUGGCGGUUCUUUUCCCUGUUGCUGGUUCGUUCUCUCACUACUCGACUCGUUUCGUGGAUCCCGCCUGGGGUUUCGCCAUGGGCUGGAACUAUGCGCUUCAGUGGUUGGUUGUUUUGCCUUUGGAAAUCGUCGCCGCGUCCAUUACGAUAGAUUACUGGAGUCCCGGCAUCUCGAAUGCGGCCUGGGUUGCAAUUUUCUGGGUGUUGAUCGUCUCUAUCAACAUGUUCGGUGUUCGUGGAUAUGGUGAAGCCGAGUUUGUCUUCUCUAUUAUCAAGGUUGUUGCUGUUGUGGGAUUCAUUAUCCUCGGUAUCAUCCUCAACUGCGGUGGUGGCCCCGAGGGCGGAUAUAUUGGAGGAAAGUACUGGAAGGACCCCGGCGCGUUCAACAAUGGCUUCAAGGGUCUUUGCAGUGUGUUCGUCAAUGCUGCCUUCGCCUUUGCUGGAACUGAACUGGUCGGUCUGGCCGCUGCCGAGACUGCCAACCCCCGCAAGUCUCUCCCCACUGCCAUUAAGCAGGUUUUCUGGCGUAUUGCUCUCUUCUACGUUGUCUGCCUGACCCUUGUUGGUCUCCUGGUUCCAUACACCAACGAGAAGCUGCUUUCGGGUAGUUCCUCAGCCGAUGCUAAGGCUUCCCCCUUCGUCAUUGCUAUCGAGAAUGCCGGAAUCAAGGGUCUUCCUUCGGUCAUGAACGUCGUUAUCAUGAUUGCUGUGCUCUCUGUUGGUAACUCAUCCGUUUAUGGUUCCUCCCGUACUCUGGCUGCGUUGGCCGAACAGGGCCAAGCUCCUCGCUUCCUCGCUUAUAUCGACCGCAAGGGUCGUCCCAUCUUUGCUAUUAUUACCGCCUCCCUCAUUGGUCUGCUCUGCUUCUUGGCUGCAUCUGAUAAGCAGACUGAUGCUUUCAACUGGAUGAUGGCUAUCUCAGGUCUAUCCUCCAUCUUCACCUGGGGCUCGAUCUGCCUCUGCCACAUCCGAUUCCGUCGUGCCUGGAAGCUGCAGGGCCACACUCUGAACGAACUGGCUUUCCGCUCCCAGCCUGGUGUCAUUGGCUCUUGGAUUGGCUUCGGCUUCAACUGCCUGGUCCUCAUCGCCCAGUUCUGGGUCGGAUUCGCACCUGUCGGCUACGCCGAGAAGACUGCGGGUGAGCGUGUAGAGAACUUCUUCAUGUCGUACCUGGCCGCGCCCAUUGUUGUUCUCUUCUACAUCCCGUACAAGUUUAUUUACAAGACCAAGUUCGUGCGAUCUCGAGAUGUCGAUUUGACAACAGGUCGUCGUGACAUGGAUGUUCAGCACUUGAUUGAGCAGGAGCAUGCCGAGCAAGCAGCCUGGCCAAUGUGGAAGAAAUUCUACAAGCUUUUCUGCUAG
Molecule: messenger RNA, 1761 nt
Organism: Penicillium waksmanii
Lineage: Eukaryota; Fungi; Ascomycota; Eurotiomycetes; Eurotiales; Aspergillaceae
Product: amino acid permease GAP1
Exons: 3
Coding region: 1-1761 (586 amino acids)
Biological process (GO): amino acid transmembrane transport
Cellular component (GO): membrane
Molecular function (GO): amino acid transmembrane transporter activity
Source: RefSeq, a predicted model, not a curated record